CAGCAUGACGGGCCUUGUCCUGGUGUUGGCACUCGCCACAUUGGCGAGUGGCCAGUACCGGCCCAAGUUCCCGAGCCCGUACCUACAAAAGGAGAUAUUCGUGCUGAACCUGGAAGACGGCUUCUUCGGCUGCCAAGUGAACGAAUCCACGGAAGUGCUACAGCUUUUCGAGCUGUCGCAGCUGUGCGAUGGCGUGCCCCAAUGUUUCCAGGGCUCGGACGAACUGGCCAGGGACCUCAAGUGCACAGACAGGAAUCACUGCCAUCCCAAGAUGCCCCGGUGUACGAAUGGUGCCUGCUUGGACAACCUGUGCUACUGUAACGACGGCUACGGAGGCAAGGGCUGCGAAAUGCCAGACGAGAACGAGUGCAAGUACAGGCCGUGCGACGUGUUCUCCCACUGCACCAACACCAUGGGCAGCUUCUACUGUUCCUGUUUUCCCGGCUACGAGGGAGAUGGCUUCGACUGCCACGACAUCAACGAGUGCGAGAUCCCUGCGCUGGCUGCCCUGUGUGUGGAGAACGCCGAGUGCUGCAACCUGCCGGGACACUACGUGUGCAAGUGCCAGCGAGGUUUCACCGGCAACGCCACCGUGGCCUGCAACGACAUCGACGAGUGCCAAGACCCCAACGCGUGCGGCCUGCACGCCCAGUGCCACAACGUGCCCGGCAGCUACAAGUGCGUCUGCCCCGACGGAUUUACCGGGGACCCCACGAUCGAGUGUCACGACGUCGACGAGUGCCGAAACGACCCGUGCGGUGCCAACUCGGUGUGCCACAACCUGCCGGGCGGCUUCGAAUGCGAGUGCCGGCCGGGAUACAAGCCGCUGCCCGGCCGCGCCCACCACGGCUGCGUGGACGUGGACGAGUGCCUGGACCCGCACUUCCCGUGCGGCGCGCGGGCCACGUGCGUCAACGCGCCCGGCAGCUUCUACUGCCAGUGUCCGCCCGGCUUCACCGGAAACCCCAAGAUCGCCUGCCAGGACAUCAACGAGUGCCCGCACGCGUGCGGUGCCAACACGGACUGCACCAACACGGAGGGCAGCUACUUCUGUCGCUGCAAGCUGGGAUACAUCGGCGAGGCACAACUGUCGGCUGGAUGCCACGACCUGGACGAGUGCUCCAGGCCAACCGCGUGCGGCCUGAACGCGGUCUGCCUGAACGACGUGGGCUCGUACCACUGCGCCUGCAAGGAGGGCUACUCUGGGGACCCAAGGAUUCAGUGCCUCGACGUGGACGAGUGCGCCCAGAAUCCCUGCGCCAUCGGAAGCCUGUGCUACAACAGUCCCGGGAGCUACCGAUGCGAGUGCCCCAAAGGUUACACCGGCAACGCCUACCAGUCGUGCGAGAGGGAUAUCGUUGGCGUGGAGUGCACGACGUACCACGACUGCACGGACAACGCCGAGUGCGUCAACAACUUCUGCCAGUGCAAAAAGGGAUACCAGGUGUCGCCCAACCAGAAGGAGUGCAUCGAUCGAAACGAGUGCCUGUCCCGCGGUACUUGCGGUCGCAACGCGGCGUGCGUUAACACCGAGGGUGGAUUCCUGUGUCAGUGCAAGCCCGGAUACGAGAAGAUACACGCAUCGCCGCAGAGCCGCUGCCGAGAUGUCAACGAGUGUGUGACCAACCCGUGCGGCAAGAACGCCAAGUGUGCCAACACGGACGGCAGCUACCGCUGCUACUGCCCCGAACACCUCAUCGGCAACCCCAAGGAGGCGUGCGUCUCGCCCUGCGACAUGGUAGAGUGCGGCCGCCACGCCACCUGCCAGGCCAACGGCAAGGAGGCUGCCUGCGUCUGCGAAGUCGGCUUCACCUUCAACCCGUCCAACAUCCGCGCCGGAUGCAUAGACGUGGACGAGUGCAGCGUUCAUCAGGGCCCUUCGGGUCUGUGCGGCCAAGGCGCGCUGUGCAGCAACACCCCGGGCAGCUACCGGUGCUCGUGCCCGCCGGGAUUCACGGGCGACCCGUUCCGCUUCUGCGAGGACGUCAACGAGUGCGACAGGCUGCUCGGGCCCAGCGGGCUCUGCGGGCAGGGCGCGCUGUGCGCGAACACCCUGGGAAGCUUCACCUGCUCCUGCCCUCCGGGUUACUCCGGCAACGGACGCGUGCGCUGUCACGAUAUCAACGAGUGCGCCCAAACGUUUGGACCGAACGGCAAAUGCGGAAUAUCGGCUGUCUGCACGAACACGCCCGGGAGCUACCACUGCAGGUGCCCACCAGGAACGUCGGGAGACCCGACUGCCCGUUGUAAGCUAUUAUGCACCUGCGAUCGAGACGAUGCCUGCCCCAACCACGCAGUCUGCAGGGACCACCAGUGCUACUGUCCGUCACCCAACUUCGGGAAUGAGUGCCGACAUCCCUGCGAAGACAUCUUCUGCGGCGCACACGCGAAAUGCCAGCUCGACCAUGCAGGCGAGCCGAUUUGCGUCUGUGCUCACGGUUUCACCGGUCAAAGCAACAGCCUUCCUGGUUGUGUGGACGUCGAUGAAUGUGCUGGAACCCAACCUUGUGGCCAGGGCGCCCUCUGUCGCAAUCUGCCUGGAAGUUUCGAGUGUGUGUGCCCACAUGGAUUCGAAGGUGACCCCUUCAGAGGGUGUUUGGCGAAAGAACAACAAGUCAUCCACGGUUGCUCAACUGCGCGUCCGUGCCCUCCACACGAGGAGUGUAUAUCGGUGGAUGGACGUAGCCAGUGUGUGUGUCGGCGAGGCUUCACGUAUGACACGUCGAUUGCUAGAUGCAGGGAUAUCAACGAAUGCUCGGAGUUCAGAGCCAGCUCCCCUUGUGGCCUAAGCGCCUUCUGCAUGAACCUGGAGGGCAGCUACCUGUGCCAGUGCCCACGCGGUCAUGUCGGUGACCCAUACACCUCCUGCUACCCGGAGCAGAUCGAUUGUCAGAAAGAUAGUCAGUGUCCUGGAAACACCAUCUGCAUCAAGGACCGUUACCAGAAGGGAGUCUGCGGGUGCAAGCAUCCCUUUGUUCAGGAGGGAGAGUACUGCAUUAUGGUCAGCCGAAACUGCUCAACCACAAACCCGUGCCCUGAGAAUCAGGAGUGCAUUUUCACUGGCCCGAGCUACGGCUUCUGUAUCUGCCCGAAGGGAUUCACUCUAGAGGCCACUGGGUUUUGCCGAAAUAUCAACGAAUGCGAAGAGAUCAGCGAGUACUCGCCAUGUGGCGCCAACGCCCAGUGCCGCGAUGCGGUGGGAACAUACCAGUGUCUAUGUGCACCGGGAUAUACUGGAAAUCCUCGACAAGGCUGUUCACCCAUUCGAAUUCGCUGUCGGAACGACCCAGACUGCCCGUCGAACGAAAACUGUGUUCGUGGACAGUGUCAGUGUCUUCCCCCGUACAUACUGGAAGGCGACUCUUGCAAAGAUCCUUGUGCUUGGAUCCAGUGUGGCCAGUAUGCGACAUGUGCCAUCACGCCGGCAGGACCUCAGUGCCAGUGUAACCCUGGUUGCACUGGUAACCCGCAGACUGGCUGCUGGGAUGUGAACGAAUGUACGUCAAACCUUCCAAUCGACCCGAACGGCCCAUGCGGAGUUGGAGCCAUCUGCAUUAACUUCAUCGGUGGCUUCCAGUGCGAGUGUCCACCGGGAACCACAGGCGACCCGUUUGGAGCUGGAUGCCAAGGAUCCGCUGCGUGCAGGUCGGACGACCAGUGUCCUCGCAACGCUGUCUGCGAAGCGAAAGGGGCCACUUGCUAUGAUCCUUGUGUGACAUCCGAGUGCGGUCCAAACGCUUACUGCGAACCGAAGGACCACAAACCAACGUGCUGGUGCCGGCCCGGCUACGAAGGUGAUCCCUAUGACCUUGAGAAGGGUUGCCAAUCACCAUGCUCCAAGGUCUGGUGUGGAACCAACGCACACUGCAUUGUCAACUCGAGAAACGAAGGCGUCUGCAAAUGUUUCGAAGGCUUCCGCGGAAACCCCUGGGAGGGAGGAGAAUGCUCACCUGAGUCGCACUGUUCAGAAUCCAGGCCUUGCCCCAAAGGCCAGGAAUGUGCUGCUGGCUACUGCAUAGAUCGAUGCAAGAACAUUCAGUGUGGCAUUGGAGCACGCUGUGACGAACAGACUGGUACCUGCGUCUGCCUGCCGUACUUCCUGGGCAACUCGGAGGUCAUGUGCGUUCCACCUAUACUGCCACCUACGUGCAAUCCGGGAUGCGGAGUUGGGGCACACUGUAUGUACGCCGUACACAACAAGUGUGUAUGCAACCCUGGACUCUACGGAAAUCCGUACACGGGCUGCACUCAAGACAAGCCACGCUGCACGGCCACCACUUGCGGAAGCAACGCCCAGUGCCAUGAAACGGGUGACAAAGUGGAAUGCCGCUGCCCAGCGGGAUUACAGGGAAAUCCAUUCACUCGGUGUGAUGACAUUGAUGAAUGCCUUGGUACUGGCAGCGUCUGCGGCACCGACGCUAGUUGCCUCAACACCUUUGGCAGUUUCAAGUGCAUCUGCCCAGAUGGAAUGAUCGGAAAUCCACUGUUCGCCUGCACUCCUCGGGGACCGGAUACGGUGAUACCGGGAGGAGGUGGCGGGGACGUACCUCCACCGCCAGUGCUUCCACCCGUCCCGGUCACGACCUUCACUCCUCCCAUUCCACCUGUUGUCUGCAACACGGAUCACGACUGUGGGCCCCUCAGUGUUUGCGUGCCUGGAAUCGACAACCGCCGACAUUGCAUCCGUCCCUGCGAAGACAGAGUUUGCGGGCCAAAUGCAGCUUGUACAGUGGAGAAUAGGGUCGGCGUCUGCCAGUGCAUACAAGGAUUCCAAGGCGACCCUGGUGACUUGGAGACUGGCUGCACACCACCAAGAGGCAAGUUGAUGCCUCUCACAAAUGCUGGCACAAGAUGGCAAACCGCAAACCGUAAAUUCUCUCAAUUAGCCAUUCAGCCUGCGCUGCAAUGUACGGUAAUCAUCUGUGACACAACUUUAACUCGGCAAAUUCAACAAUUUGGAGUCUCUAUAUCUUUACGGUCUCGUUAUAUUUAUUUUGUGCCACUGUGUUUUAUAGCAUCAACUUCGAUCCACUUUACAGAUGUCUGCAUCAACACUCAGUGUGGUCCAAAUGCUGUUUGCCAUGCCAUUAGCCACAGAGCAAACUGCAUUUGCAAGGAUUCCUACUACGGUGAUCCCAACGAUCUUAUUCGUGGCUGCACAACCAAACCACAACACGAGUGCUUGGAAAACAAAGAUUGUGGCGAACGUUUUGAGUGCAAACUUGGCACUAAGGGAGUCAAGCAGUGCAGAGAUGUCUGCGAAGACAAGACCUGUGGCAAGAAUGCUGUCUGCUUGGGAGAGCAUCACAAAGCCAUCUGUGAAUGUCUGCCAGGCUUCAUUUAUGACGGCACAGGCUGCCAGGUGCCCGAUGACUGUGCGGUUGACCCAGACUGCCUUGAGCACGAGGCCUGUCGCCACCAGGCCGGAGGAAACAAGUGUGUCGACGUCUGCCUGCGACACGCUUGCGGUCCGAAUGCAAGGUGUGUGGGACAGAAGCAUGUCCCAACGUGCUUCUGCCGAGAGUCCUUCUUGGGCAACCCGAACGACCGCAUCAGGGGUUGUCAGCCGCUACUCGACGUCUGCAUCCAGGAUGCUGACUGUGCGGAGAGCGACCGCUGCCUACCUGACUCAAGAGGCAUCAAGAACUGCACCAGAACCUGCAUCAAGACUCGCUGUGGCCCCAAUGCACACUGCAUUGGUAGGCUUCACAGGCCUGUCUGCGAAUGUCGGGAAGGUUACAACGGUAAUCCCGGUGAUGUUGCGCAGGGCUGCACACCCAUAGCUCGUGACCGUUGCCACAGCAACCAUGACUGCAAGGGAUACGAGGUUUGCAAGAUUACUCCGGUGGGAAUCAAGGACUGCAUUGAGCUUUGCCUCGACUAUGAAUGUGGACCGAAUGCAAACUGUAUUGCCAUGGACCACCUGGCAGCUUGCGAAUGCCUUCCGGGAUUCGCCGGAAAUCCCCACGACCUGCGAAGAGGAUGCAUGCGACACUUGUGUGAGCAGGACCACGACUGUUCUGACUCUGCCGUAUGUUUGUUGACUCGAGUUGGCAUCAGGAACUGCACCGAUCCAUGCUGGGACAGGCGCUGUGGUCCCAAUGCUGACUGCAUCACAGUACACCACAAGGCCACUUGUGAAUGCAGGCCUGGGUAUGAAGGACUCGCUGAUGACAAUCGAGAGGGCUGCACUCCUACUCCGAAGUGCCGAACGAGCAGUGACUGCAGGGAUGACGAGAUUUGUGCCGUUGACCGCAACGGCAUCAAGAGUUGUCUUCCAGGUUGCACUACCACCUUGUGUGGACAAAACAGUGUCUGCAGGACAGAGAAUCACAUAACUAUCUGCCAGUGUCGCGAGAACUUCGUUGGAGACCCAUACAAUCGUGAGACUGGAUGCUAUGUUCAACCUGAACGAUGUUACAGGGACAACGAUUGCCCUUCUAUUGCUGUCUGCAAGAGGGUAUUUGAUGGCAAGAAUGAUUGUUACGACGCCUGUGAAGGCCAUAGUUGUGCUCAGGGCGCUGUUUGCCAGGCGGUUAAUCACAGGCCAACUUGCGUUUGCAAGCCGGGCCUCGUUGGUGACCCCCUGGCGGGCGGUUGCCACAUUCCGGACGAAUGCCAGAUUGACGAGGACUGCAGAGAGGAUCUCAUUUGCCGACCCGACACGACAGGCCUGAGAAAAUGUGUUUCUGUGUGUGUCUACGAGAAGUGUGCGCCAAAUGCUUACUGUACAGGUGUGCGUCACAAGGCUCAGUGCAUCUGCCCCCCUGGCACACAGGGGGAUCCUUACAAUCCUCACAUAGCUUGCUUGCCAACUCAGCCUGUUGCCGAAGGUUGCACCUCUGACGAUGAAUGCGCCUCUCACGAGGUGUGCAUUCAUGGCGACAAGUGCACCGACGCUUGUGAAAGAAAACAGUGCGGCCCCAACGCAGUUUGCCGUGUGCACAACCACCGGCCGUCUUGCCACUGUCUGCAAGACUACAAGGGUGACCCUGACAACCCAAUAAACGGAUGCCGGCCAAAGGACGAGUGCCAGAUUGAUGAAGACUGCAAAAGGCUGACUGAUGUCUGUCGAACUGACAACACAGGCAGCAAGAGGUGCUUUGACGCUUGCCAAUUCAACAAGUGCGGGCCAAACAGCGUCUGCGUUCCGAGGCAGCACUCGUAUGAAUGCCAGUGUCGACACGGCUUUGUUAGGGAUCAAGAGAAUGUGCUUGGCUGUGUCGAGCGAGAGCACGACGAAUGUCGCAACCACACUGGCUGCCCCACUACAGCCGCCUGCAUUCCCAACACCAUUGGUGUGAUGAAGUGCGCUGAAGUUUGCAUCAGUUUCAGCUGCACACCCGAUGCAGACUGCAUUGCAUUCAACCACAGGGGCCGUUGCACGUGCCGAGAAGGCUAUACCGGAGAUCCCAACAGCAGAGGAGGGUGCCAGAAGAUUCCAGAACCAGAGUGCAUUAACCACGCUGACUGCCCCCACCCCAAUGAGGUUUGCCAAUUUGAUGAAGCCUAUGGCGAGCGCAGAUGUCAAGAUGGCUGCAAGUUCCUAAAGUGUGCCCCUCGUGCUGUGUGCGUCGUUGACAACCACCUACCCAAAUGCACAUGUCCAAACGGCCUCUACAUUGGCGACCCUUACGACCAGCGUGAAGGGUGCAAACAGGUGGAGUGCCUCAAAGACGAAGAUUGCCACAUCACCAAAGCCUGUUUUCCAAACUUUUACUGCGAAGACCCUUGCGUAGAUGGCUGUGGAGUCAACGCCGGCUGCGUGGCUCAGAACCACCAGCGUAUUUGUCACUGCCGUCCUGGCUACACUGGCGAUGCCUUGGUUCGAUGUGAGGAGAUUCACUAUUGUGAUUCCAACCCGUGCCACUCUUCGGCAAAGUGCAUCGACGUGCCGAGCGGCUACGAGUGCGUCUGUACAAACGGCUUCAUUGGGGAUCCAUACCGCCAGGGCUGUCGCCAUCCCAACUCUUGUCCUCACGGUAAUGGGGACUGCCCUAGUCACCUUGCCUGUUACCCCGACCGUCUUGGUCAACCAAUGUGCCAAAACCCCUGCGACCAUUUCAAGUGUGGCUUGAACACCGCAUGCCGGGCCGAAGGCCACGCUGCCACUUGUGAAUGCCAAGUGCACUUCAGGGGAGAUCCAGCUGUGGGAUGCAGUCGUGAGUCUGUCGUCUGCCUGAGCGACCACGACUGUGCGUCUGGCUAUGCUUGUGUCGAUGAGCAAUGCCGUCUUGUCUGCACCCGAGAAAGUGACUGUGCUGCCGGUGAGAAGUGCAUCAACAGCCGAUGUGUCCAGCCUUGCUUCUCCCACACAGAUUGUCCUCCAAAAGAAGCAUGCCUCAGCGCUGGUUACUGCCAAGUUGGUUGCAGAAAGAACAGCGACUGCCAGCACGAUGAAACCUGCUCACAGAACCGCUGCCAGAAUCCGUGCGAGAUCAAGGGCUUGUGUGGCCCCAAUGCCAUUUGCAAGGUCAGCAACCACGAAGCCAACUGCAAUUGUCCUGACGGCCUUACCGGAAAUCCAACCCCUAUCAUAGGCUGCAAAAGGCCGGUGGUUACAUGCACAGGAUCUUGUCCCAAGGGCUUGUCAUGCAUAGAGAACAGGUGCCGAGCCGUCUGUAGUGGCUGCAUCAUUGGAGAAGCCUGCGUCAACGACUUUUGCAUGUCGGCAUGCUCUGGUGACAGUGACUGCCCAGCUGGAGAGCUCUGCAUCCACGGCUACUGCCAAGUAGGCUGCCGAUCAGACAGUGACUGCCAGGUGUACCAGCUCUGCUCACUUAACCACUGCUCCUGCAAACCGGGUUUCCACACAGUGGAACAUGGCUGUGAAGAUAUUGACGAAUGCCUGAACAACCCAUGCCAUUCCACCGGCAUCUGUGAGAACACCAUUGGCAGUUUCGUGUGCCGUUGCCCCGAAGGAUUCAUCGGAGAUGGCUUCUCGGGUUGUACGAAUCCUGGCGAAUGCCCUCGAGGCGAUUCGGAUUGCCCGCUGAAUGCUGCCUGCGACCAGAAUGGCGUGACCAAGUGCAUCAAUCCUUGUGAAGAAGAGCCUUGUGGACCAAAUGCAGCCUGCACUGUGGUGAAUCACAAGAGACAGUGUGCCUGUCCUCGAAGUGCCCUGUACACCGGUGAUCCUUAUGACAAGAACAGAGGCUGUGUUCAAGUGGACUGCCUUCAUGACACGGACUGCCCAGUCAACCAAGAAUGUGUUCAUUUUGUUUGUGAAAGCCCUUGUGACAGGGUACAGUGUGGACCUCACGGUACCUGUACUGUUAAGGACCGCCAGGCUUUCUGUGAAUGCAAGCUGGGCUACGAGAACAACGGAAGACUCAACUGUGUUGAUACGGAUGAAUGCAAACAGCACCCAUGCCACUACACUGCUAUAUGUGAGAACAAUCCGGGAAGCUACAUCUGUCGAUGCCCUAGCAAUUUGAUUGGCGAUGCCUACGGAAAGCAGGGAAGCGUUGGAUGUCAUGAUCCAAACAUCUGCUAUAAUGGAAAUGCUGAUUGCCCUCCAACAUCUGCUUGUAUUGACAUCAAUGGAACACCAUACUGCAGAGACUUGUGUGAAGACCCAACGACAUGCGGUAUCAAUGCCAACUGUAGCACUGUUAACCACAGAGCUGUUUGCUCUUGUCGUCCUGGAUAUACAGGCAAUGCAAAGCACCGCUGUGAGCUGGUUGAAUGCACAAGGGAUGAAGAGUGCCGCAGCACUGACAUCUGCAUCCGAAACAAAUGCGUUGAUUCGUGCCAGAGCAACGCCAAGUGUGGCGUGAACACCAUCUGCGUCUCUCAGGACCACCAGGCAAUCUGUCGAUGCAGGGACGGUUUCCGUGGCAACCCCAGCACGGGAUGCAUAAAAAAUAUUCCAUGCUCAACCGACAAUGGAUGCCCGAUUGGAGAAUUUUGUUACAAGGGGCUCUGCAGAGUCUAUUGCCAGUCGGACAGAGAGUGCGGCAGCAACGAAAUCUGCGAAGAUGGUAGAUGCAGAGAAAUUUGCCGGUCCAACAGCGACUGUCCUGACCAGUUCCGAUGUGUUACUGGCAACUGCGAGCCAGUUGACAGAUGCUUUACCAACACCGAAUGCACUGAAAACCAAGUUUGUAGGUCAAGUGAAAGAGGCUAUGACACUUGUGGAGAUCCUUGUGAGAACAUUCUCUGUGGUAGAAAUGCCAUCUGCAUCUCCAACAAGCACAGCGCCGUCUGCCAGUGUCUAGAUGGAUACGUUGGCGAUCCUCUUGAUCAAAGACAGGGCUGCAUCAAAGCCGACUGCUUCAAACAUGAGGACUGUCCGACGAGCAGGAUCUGUACUGAGCACAAGUGUGUCGAUCCGUGCAUAAUGAGACGCGGCUGUGGGGCCAAUGCGGUUUGUGAAGCGAGAAACCACGCUGCCAUCUGCCGCUGCCGAGACGGCUACGAAGGCGACCCCGUGACUGGCUGCCAGCUGAUUGACUACUGUCUGAAGCAGAAUCCUUGCCACCCUACGGCAAUUUGUAAGAACAAGUUUGGUGGAGCCACGUGCGAGUGUCCACCGGAAAGGCACAUCGGAAACCCCAACAAAGCCCCAGGAUGCCGGCAUCCGAAUGAGUGUCCCAAUGGAGAUUCAGACUGCCCGCCAACUGCGGCUUGUCUCUCGGAUGGUGGUGGACCGCCAAUGUGCAAAAGUCCCUGCGGCCUCCCCAACACCUGUGGUCCCGACGCCAUCUGUCGGGUGGAGAACCACAGGCCCAACUGCUUCUGUCCACAUGGUUUCACUGGGCAGCCCUACAACAAUCUACAGGGAUGCGUUCGAAUUCCUCCAUUCUGUGAUGAUGACAGAGCGUGCCCAGCACCCAUGGUCUGCGAGAAACGCCGGUGUAGACCUCCCUGCUCAAAGAGGGAUGAAUGCGCAGCCCGUGAGCUUUGUGUGGAUGGCCACUGCAUCCAAGGCUGUUUGCAAGACAAGGACUGCCUUGACAAAGAAAUCUGUUUGGACCGAAAUUGCAUUGUUGGUUGCCGGAAAGACGAAGACUGCCGCUACAAUGAAGCCUGUGUUCUGAACAGCUGCAAGAACCCUUGUGACAGUCCAACAGCCUGCGGUACCAAUGCUGAGUGCCAAGUGAUCAACCACAGGACAGAAUGCCACUGCCCAAACAGAUUCACUGGAAACCCUCACAUCUCAUGCCAGCGAGUGUCAUCGUCAUGUCGAACUACGAGCGACUGUGGUGGAUACAACUACGCCUGCGUUGAAACAAGGUGUAGAGUGGAGUGCUCUUCCGAUGGUGACUGUGCGUAUGGAGAACGCUGCUUCAACGAGAACUGCUAUGCCCUCUGCCGAUCAGACAGUGAGUGCCAGGAGGGAGAGGUGUGCAUUUCCAACAGAUGUCAAAUUGGAUGUCGCACUAAUGAACAGUGCUUGGACCAUCUCGCCUGUGUCAGCAACCAGUGCAGAGAUCCGUGUGAAGGCAGCGCCACCUGUGGCCCCAAUGCAGAAUGCAAAGUGGUCAACCAUCGUGUCGUGUGCAGCUGUCCAGCCGAAUUCAUCGGCCGUCCUCAUGCCAAUGUAGCUUGCGUGCGGAAGCCGGUUCGUUGCACACACAACCAGGAAUGCACCCCCGGACACAUCUGCUACUUGGGCUACUGCAGAGUGUCAUGCAGCAGCAACCAGGACUGUGCCUUGAACGAAAGGUGUGUGGAAAACCGGUGCCAUGUUCAGUGCCAUCGCGACCGUGAGUGCUUUGACUGGGAGAUCUGCGAGAACAACUUCUGCAAAGUUGGUUGCCGUGCUGAUACCGAUUGCCCUACCGACCAGUCUUGCAUCAAGAACCAUUGCAUCAAUCCCUGUGAGGCGCCCACAGCCUGCGGAACGAAUGCCUUGUGUUCUGUUCGAACCCACCAGGAGAUCUGUAGCUGCCCGCCCGGCCUUGUGGGAGAUGCACACCUUGAAUGUGUCAGAGAAUCAAAGGAAUGCCAUGCAAAUGAUGAGUGUGGUCUUGGAGGUUACUGUGAAGCCACUAUUUGCAGAGUUGCAUGCAGCAGCGACAAUGAGUGUUUCAACAAUGAACGCUGUGUGGAGGAGAGGUGCAGCUUGAUUUGUACAACUGACACACUGUGUCCACGGAACCACAUUUGCGAAAGAGGAUUGUGCCUUCCCGGGUGCCGAUCGGAUCUCGAUUGUCCAGCUACGGAGACCUGCAUUAAUCGUCAGUGCUUGAACCCAUGCGCGAGCCCCACAGCGUGUGGACCCAACGCCCAGUGCCAGCCGGUCAACCACCGCGCUUAUUGCACCUGCCGCUCGGGCUACACUGGUGACCCCCACGUAGAGUGUUCCAAGGUGGAGUGCGUGAUCGACUCUGACUGUGGUGUCGGAAAGAUCUGCCAGAACUACAGGUGCAUUGAGGGCUGCCGGUCGGACGUCAGCUGCCCGGAUGACAUGACGUGCAUCAGCCGCCAGUGUCAGAACCCCUGCCAGUUUGUCGGAGCCUGCGGCUUGAACGCUCAGUGCAAGACGGUCAACCACCGCCUCACGUGCACAUGUCCAACGCAGACUCUGGGUGACCCGUACACCGAGUGCUUGACAGAUCCCGACAUUUGCAGCCGGGAACAUGACUGUGGUCCAGAGAGGGCUUGCGAUAAUGGAAGAUGCAUAACCAAAGUCGAGUGUACCACUGAUGAAGAAUGCGCCCUUGGAAAAGUCUGUGAAUCGCAUCGGUGCUUCGAUGGUUGCCGUGGCGACCACAACUGCCCUGUCAACCAGGGAUGCUAUCAAGGCCAGUGCCAGAAUCCGUGCAGCGUUCGUGGAGCCUGUGGCAUCCACGCUGACUGCGUUCCUGAACAUCACCGUCCGCACUGUUUUUGCCCAGCCGGUUUCAACGGAAAUCCUCAGUUUGAAUGCAAGAAGAGUCAAGGCUGCCGUGUGAAUGAAGACUGUUUGCCUGGUCUGAUCUGCCUUCGCGGCCAGUGCUCUCCCUCCGAUUUCUGUGCUUCCGACAAUGACUGCAACAGAGGGGAGAUCUGCGACAAUACGAGAUGCGUUGCUGGUUGCCGAACGCACAGCGACUGCGACUUCUUCUUGGAAUGCCGGGACAAGUUCUGCCAGGAUCCUUGCAGACCGGGUGUCUGUGGCGUCAACGCGCACUGCCAACCCAUCAGCCACUCGGCCGAGUGCCGGUGCCCGGCAAACUUUGAAGGAGACGCCAAGGUUCAUUGCAGGGAAGUGUCUGUUGAGUGCCACACGGACAAGGACUGUGGACUUGAGAAGAUUUGCAUCAGCAACCGCUGCAUUGUUGGCUGUCGCAUAGACGAACACUGUCCGUAUGACAAGGCCUGUGUGGAAGGUGCCUGCCGCAACCCGUGCUACCAACGGGGAACCUGCGGGAUCAACGCCCUCUGCCGACCGCAAAACCACCGGGCAACUUGCACGUGCCCCAGGGACAAAGUGGGUGACCCCAGAGUCCAUUGCACCGUACAGCCACCGACAACAUCCGUGGUGCGCGUCGAGUGCAGCGUCGACGAGCCCUGUGCAGACGGAUACAUCUGCCGCAACAGCGUCUGCGUCCUUUAUGGCUGCUCCACUGAUUCUGCCUGCAACCCUGGAGAAAUUUGUGAACGGAGGAAAUGCGUUGUUGGAUGCCGCAGUGACUCUGACUGCACCUUUGACAAGGCAUGCGUUAAUACUCAGUGUGUCAACCCUUGUGACAUUCAAAACUCUUGUGGCCGACACACCGACUGUCGUCCGGUUGUUCAUCGACCACACUGUACCUGCAAGCCUGGAUAUGAGGGCAACCCAUACGACUUCUGCAACAAGAUCGAAAUCAGGCCUCCACCGGAAUGCAUACACGACCAUGACUGCUAUGCCGGCAAGAUUUGCGAGGCACACAGCUGCAUAGAGGGAUGCCGCGGCGACGCUAACUGUCCCUUCGACCGAGCCUGCAUUGGGCGGCAGUGCCACAACCCAUGCACGCCGGGAAUCUGUGGCAAGAACGCCAGGUGCCUCCCGAUCAGCCACAAGCCAAUCUGCGCAUGUCCGUCAGGACUCAGUGGCGACCCCAACAUCGAGUGCACUGUGUCUCGGCAAGAAUUCUGCUUCCACGACAGAGACUGUCCCGUCGGCCGCAUCUGUGAGAAGGGAGCCUGUGUCGACGCCUGUCGCACCGACGAUGCCUGUGCUUAUGACAAAGCAUGCAUUCGCAACCGCUGUCAGAACCCUUGCAGUUUCACGGGUGUCUGUGGCGCUAACGCCGACUGUCGUGCAGCGAACCAUCGCCCUGUUUGCUUCUGCCUGCCGGGCCUGACUGGAGAUCCUAAGAUCCAUUGUGCUGAAGUGAGGGAAGAAGGUUGCAAGCGAGACAGUGAGUGUACCUUUGGCCAGAUCUGCGAGGAUGCCUGCUGCAUUGACGGCUGUCGCACGGACGACCAGUGCUUGCCCAGCCAGUCUUGCCACCACAGCAAGUGUGAGAACCUCUGCCAUAUUCCUGGAACCUGUGGCAUUAAUGCACUUUGCGUCAUUGCCGCUCAUCGACCAGUCUGUUCCUGCGAGAGGGGCUUCAUGGGUGACCCCAAAAUUGAGUGCAGGCAAGUUCCAGCUGAGCCUGUGAAGGAAUGCCAUGUGGACACCGACUGUGCCCUGCGCCAUGUGUGUGAGAACCACAAGUGUAUCUAUGGUUGCAGGUCUGACGAGAGGUGUACAACCGACGAAGCAUGUAUUAAUGGCAUCUGUCAGAACCCGUGCGGCGUUUAUGGAGCAUGUGGCCGUAAUGCCCUCUGUCGCCCCAUCAACCACCACGCCGAUUGUUCUUGCCUGCCUGGUCACCGUGGCAACCCCAACGUGGUCUGCUUCAGAGACGAGCCAAAGCCUGAAUGUACAAGAGACAAUGAAUGCUUGCACGGAUUCAUCUGUGACAACAACCGCUGCAUAGAGGGCUGCCGUCAUGACAACAACUGUCCCAAUGAGAAAGCCUGCGUCAAUGGACAGUGCCACUACGUGUGUAGCCUGCCAAAUAUUUGCGGUGUCAACGCGGACUGUCAACCACGCAAUCACCGUGCGCUCUGCUCGUGUCCAUCGGGCUUCCAGGGCGAUCCACAGAUUGAAUGCAAAGAGAUUCGGGAGCCAGGCCCCUGCUUCCAAGACAAUGACUGUGCUGUCGGGAGCAUUUGCAGCACUGGCAACUGCAUUCCUGGCUGCCGCAACAACGAGAACUGCCCAUUCUUAGAAGUGUGCAUCCGAAAUGUCUGCCAGGACCCUUGCCGGGUUUAUGGGGCUUGCGGCAUCAACGCCGUAUGCAAAGCUAUCAACCACGACAGAGUCUGCGCUUGUCUUCCUGAUCACACGGGAGAUCCAAAACACCACUGUGUGAAAGUGCUACCUCCACCUGAAUGCACAAGAGACGAUGACUGCUACUCCGGCCGUAUCUGUGAGCUUUCCCAUUGCAGAGUGGGCUGCCGAGCGGACAACAACUGCCCACCAGACCUUUCCUGCAUUGACGGACAGUGUCAGAACCCGUGCCAGCGCAGCGCUGUCUGUGGCCGAGACGCUCACUGCUCUGCAGUCAACCACAGAGAACUUUGCUCCUGCGAGCAUGGCUACACCGGAAACCCUGUCGUGGCCUGUGAAAAAGUUCCUGACGGCUCAUGCAGAAAGGAUGAAGAGUGCGGGUACGGAGAAAUCUGUGUAUCAUACAGGUGCAUAGAUGGCUGCCGUAACCACGACAACUGCCCGUUCGACAAGGCCUGCAUCAACGGACAUUGCCAAGACCCGUGCAGCCUCGGAGGCAUCUGCGGCAUCAACACCCAGUGCCGAGCUCUCUACCACGAAGCUUCGUGUGAAUGCUUGCCAGGUUACACCGGGAACUCUAAGGAACGCUGCAGUUUGAUUCCCCUUCCUGAAUGCACCGAUGACCAUCACUGUGGAACUGGAUAUGUGUGUGUCAACUCAAAGUGCAAAGACAUCAACGAGUGUCUGCACGGCCGCGGCCCAUGCGCACACGGUGCAACGUGCACAAACCUGCCUGGCAGCUACAAGUGCAGCUGUCCUAGCAACCUGGUGGGUGACCCCUAUCACGGACGUUGCCGUCAGCGCAUCCAAGGCUGUACACGCGACACUGACUGCAAGGACAACGAAGCAUGCAAUACUCUUACAGAGCAGUGUUACGAUGCUUGUCUCAAGCCUGGCGUCUGCGGUCGGGCAGCCGAAUGUCGGGGUGUCGACCACCGACCUGAGUGCUUCUGCCCAAGUGGACUUCGAGGGAACCCCUACGUUGAGUGCACUAUCGCUCGGCCUUGUGCCCACUACCAGGAGUGUCCUGGAAACCUGCAGUGCCUUGGUGACCGAUGUGGCUGUCCACGACCCUUCUGGCAGAAGAACUACUUCUGCAUCUUGACGAGUGUCAACUGCUCCACAACCAAUCCAUGCCCUGAACACCAAGAGUGUGUGUAUGAAGGCAGCUACACAGGCUUCUGUGUCUGUCCCAAGGGAUUUGCUCUCCUGCCUAAUGGAGUGUGCAGAGAUAUUAACGAGUGUGAGCAACAUCCUUUCCCCUGUGCCCACGGUGCCCAGUGCUACAACAAUGUGGGCAGCUACCACUGUACGUGCCCUCCGGGAACUACGGGAGAACCCUUCCAUGCUGGAUGUGAGCCACCCAAGGGAGAAUGCACUCAUGACAAUGACUGCCCCAACAAUAAGGCUUGUGACAUUCACAUGCUGAAAUGUUACGAUCCCUGCCUGGUGCCUGGAGCCUGCGGAGAACACGCACGUUGCCGAGUGGUCAACCACAAACCUACCUGUGAAUGCCCUGCAGGAUACAGUGGAAACCCACGCAACUACUGCUUUAAAUUGGUUGGAUGCCCCCAUGAGUUCCACUGCCCUGGAAACCUGCUUUGCAUGGAUAGUGGCUACUGUGGCUGCCCACCAACUUUCCAAAGGAAAUACGACUUUUGCAUAGCUACCAGCCGGAACUGCUCGACAACAAACCCUUGCCCGAAAAAUGAAGAGUGCGUCUACACCGGCAGGCAGACGGGAUUCUGCGUGUGUCCUCGUGGCUAUAGGCUGUUGCCCAACGGUGUGUGCAGAGACAUUGACGAGUGCACAGAACUGACACCACCACCCUGCUCCAAGACUGCAAGCUGCAUAAACUUGCCAGGAACCUUCGAGUGCCAAUGUCCAGAGCUGACCCACGGAGAUCCGUACAGGGGAGACUGCUUGCCCAGGGAACCACCCAAGCCUAUUUGCACAACGGACGAAGACUGCCCCUUACAUGAGGCCUGCGACCUCGGAAAGCAGGACUGCUAUGAUCCAUGUAUCCACGAUCCCUGCGGGUUUGAAGCUGUCUGCCGGGUUGAGAACCACAAGACCGUGUGUGUUUGCCCUCCAGGCUACACUGGCAACCCACUUGCACGCUGUCUGCGAGUGGAAGUUUGUGGUGUCGACUACAACUGCCCUGGGAACCUCGUCUGUCUCUCAAGCAGCACGUGUGGGUGUCCACCAAACUAUGACCGUGUUGGAGAGUACUGCAUCGUGACAAGCAGGAACUGCACGACCACUAACCCGUGCUCUCAGAACGAAGACUGCAUCUAUGUCGGCCCACAAGAGGGCUUCUGUGUGUGCCCACGAGGUUAUGAGCUCCAACCUAACGGAGUUUGUAGAGACAUCAAUGAAUGUGUCACGAUUCACAAUCCAUGUGCAACCGGAGCGAAGUGCGUCAACCUGCCAGGAAGUUAUGACUGUGUCUGUCCCCCCGGCACUGUUGGUGACCCAUUCAUUGGCGGAUGCAAACGCAUUGAAGAGGAAUGCCGUACUAACGACGACUGUCCUUUGGACAAGGAGUGUGAUGUCAACACCCAUCAAUGCAUACCGCCUUGCCACGUUUGUGGCCCAAGUGCAUUGUGCACAGUCACAAACCAUGUCGCCAUAUGUGUCUGCCCUCCUGACCUUGUUGGCGAUCCGUUUGACAAGAUCCAUGGCUGCUACAGAGGAGUUCCCCCUCCACCUAGGACAGAGCCUCCCGGUCCAGAUAUUCCUCCUGGUGGCCUCGAUGUGAUGUGCUUAGCCGACGGGGUUCAAGUGCUGGUUCAGCUGGACAGCUUCAAUGGAGUCAUCUACGUGAAGGGUCACAGCCAGGAUGCCCAGUGCCGUCGCCUCGUGACCAGCAGUGAGCGCGAGACUGUCGACUUCAAGGUGCUCUUCAACACCUGUGGCCUGGUGCACAUCAACGGAGAAGCCUCCUUCGUGCUGGUCAUCCAGAAACACCCCAAGCUUGUAACAUACCGCGCCCGGGCGUACCACAUCAAGUGUGUCUACAACACUGGCGAAAAGACUGUGACCCUGGGAUUCAACGUCAGCAUGAUUACUACAUCUGGCACAAUCGCCAACACGGGUCCGCCACCGACUUGUCAAAUGCAGAUCUGUACUGUGGACGGCAAAGAAGUCAGCAGUGCCGAAAUUGGAGAUGACCUGCUGCUCAAGGUCACAGUACAGCCACACGAGAUCUAUGGUGGCUUUGCACGUGGAUGCAUUGCUAAGACAAUGGACAACGAGGAAGAGACCCAGUAUGAGGUGACUGAUGCCAAUGGCUGCGCCACCGAUCGGUCGAUCUUCGACAACUGGGAGUAUGAUCCAGAGAACAAGGUGCUAAUGGCACGCUUCAAUGCCUUCAAGUUUCCCAGCAGCAACAAUCUGCGGUUCCAGUGCAACAUUCGAGUCUGCUUUGGAUCGUGUCCACCCGUACACUGUGACGGUGUCGAUGCCUUUGGCCGACGAAGGCGUCGUCAGGCACCUGGCACGGACCUGCAACUGGGCACUUCUUUCCAAGAAGGGCAGCUUCGAGAGGAAAUCAUGGUGCAGUCGAACGCCAUCCUGACCUUUGAGAAGAAAGAGAGCCAGGUGGCACCCACUGCUGAAGCGGGUCCAGAAAUCGAGGAGAUUGACAGUGUCUGCCUGCCCAAGCUGGCGCUCAUCAUCUCCCUGGUGAUCACCACGCUGCUCGCACUGGUCGCCGUGGCAGUGGCCAUUUCCUGCUGGCUCAUGGCAUACCGGCGGCGAGCCAAGGGAGGGUCGCUGCCGCACCCACCAGACUUUCCUAACCCCGUGUACACGACGCCAGAGCCCGUGGCGGAGCCCUCGCCUGACUACUACCAGUCGUCAGUGCCCCCCCAGCUUAAGGUAGGCCCGUCCCGGGGGCUCCCGUCUCUCCUCGAGAAGACCUGCCUGCGAAAGAGAAGCAAGCAAUCCAAGGCCCCCCCACCACCCCCUUCCAACCAGGCCAAGUCAUUUUUUCAUAAACCCCAUCCAACAAACACCAGCCCACCCCCAUCUUUAUGUCAUGACUGACCGCGGCGCCAACCUGCUACCCGCAGUACCUCCAGCUACAAGAGCAGCACGUACACGUUUGGCACCGUCGGGCAUUGCCGCUGCUGUGCGUUCACUGCCUGUCACCGCCCUUUCUUCACGGCCCUCGUCAGCAUCGUCGAGACCACAAGAGCAUUCCUGCAGCGUAGUAACUCAGUGGCAGCCGGACUGCAGUUUGACGGGGUGUCGCGUGGCAUCUUUUUAAGGCGGGACUUAUCACAGCAGAGCAGAAACCCUCCUCCUACGAAAAGUGCGUGCCAGGUGUUCACGGAGAAGGCAGGUUUGGCAGCGGAAUCAGUCGUGGUGCAUUACCCUACGGCACAGCGAGGUCGGGAACCGCGCUUCCCUGCACUUUUGUUGAUUCAUGGCAGCUACCCAGAGCAACAGCAACAACCUUGUGUGUGUGCAGGGAUGGACUCUAGAUUUUUGUAUGUUGUGUGCUGAUGAUGAUUGUCAGUGGCGGCGGCGACGACACUGGUGUCUUGCCUGCCUAUAAAUGAAACCAUGUGCGGCGCCUGCCGGUGUAACUUCCCAAGUAACUCAGUUUCACAGGGUGCGUGUGUGUGCAUGGAAUUUGUGUGUGUGCAUCUUAUGUCUUGCAGAUGCGGUGCAUGCCUGUGGCGGUACAGCGUCGUCUGCAUCGGGUUCACUGAUGUGCCAAACAUCCUUGCUACUACAGUUAUAUUUUUUGUCCUUGCGGUCAAAGGGCAUGCAGGCAGCUUUAACGGGCCCUUUGCAUUUACAGAUAGCCAUUAUAAGGUGCUGGACAUCUUGUAGAAACAUUAAUAUGUGUUUUUGGAACUUUGCGUCCACAACUGGUUCAGAAGUCUUUUUGUCUUCUUGACAGCGAUUUGAAGCUUGCUAAGUUGGCCUCAGACUAGCUGAACCGUUUAGUCUCCUGUAGUUUUUUCUUCUGAAGGUAUGCCUUUUGACUAAACCGAUGCGGCAACAGUCACUCGGAGCUACCACAAGUGACAGACAUUCUGGUCUCUCCUUUCCGUGUCGUCCGAUAGGAUGCGAGCAUGAGUUUGUGAAGCUGAGUUACUCAGGAACCCUGUGUCAUUCUGGUUGGAAGAAAAAUAACGGAGAUGGUGCUUCCUUGUUUCGAGUGUAUUCUGGGGACAGGGUGACACUUUCACGUGUUGCGUGCUUCUCUUGUGGUGCUGGCUUUUCGAAUGUGGCUUGUCUCCCCACCAUCACUUUAAAAACCAUGCCAACGUAACACCGCUUCCUCGCAAGCAGUCACAAGCCCGACAAGCUCCAGGCUUUUAAAUGACCUUGUAAUGCAUUGCACUGCGUGGUCGGUGGCUGUGAUUUGCAGCUGAUCUUGAGGCGUUCCAUUUUUAAGUUUCGGCAAGCAGCUAUGUGGCAUGCAUAUGAAGUGUAUAGGUUUUAGGCUUGUCACUCAAGUUUUCAAAGUUGCACUUCGCAGAUACUGAAAUCUUUGAUAAACCCACAGAAUCAGUGUCUUGUGACUUUCAUUGCAGCAUCGACUGCCACGCCAUAGCCGUGCGCUUUGUGAUGUUCUUGACGCACGAACUCAAAGGGUACUGUUAAUGUGUACUCUGUUGUAAUCUUUUUCCAACGCUUGCUAUUGUAUCAACUGAAAUCGAGGAAUCUUGCUUCUUACCACUUCGUCAUCGUGUCACGUCGGCAGGUUAUUCUGCCAGGGGGACCCAAGCCACAUUUGACGCAGCCCGUCGUCUGUUUGUUAUAAUUGCCAUUAUGUGUUUACCCUUUUUUUUUUACCAUGUGUGUGUAGAUCGUACUUGCGUGUUUUAUUUAAAUACUAUUUGAGGAUAUUAACAACAGACGACAACUAGUACUGUUCCUUUGAAAGACCUUGGUCGUGCUUUCUCUAUGUGCAUUUUUUUUUUUUCCACUUCCGUCUUGAAUCAAAUGCGCGCACACAGACACACAAAAACGGUGAACAAAGCGAAGAAGCAUCAUAGAGUAAAUGCUAUUUUGCUGUGAUAAAGGAUCCUGUGUCUUCUGCCUUUUUUUCAUCUCUCUCUUUGUAAUGUUUUCCCUCGUUUCCCAACUUUUCAUUUAAUAAUUCUCGUUCUACACAGACUCCACAACUGCCAGCUUUCACUCAUAAUAUUUUUUGUUUUUCUGUUCUGUUGAAAGCUAUUGUGGUGACUCGGCCACAUUAUAUAUGAACAAAGACAAAAAAGGAGUAGGGACUGGUCCCAUCCUUUGGCAGCUAUUUUUUGUUUGUAUAUUGUGGCAAAGUUACCGGUGACGUUUCACGACUUGUAAGUCAUAGGCACUGAGAGACUAGGAGCACAUCUUUGCACUACUCUUUUUCCAUUAACUGUGGUGCCAAAUUUGAUUUUUUUCUUCUCCCCAAAUUUGAUAGAUUAACUUUCUUUUCUUCUUGAUGUGUAUAAAUAGGUUGCAUGAAGUGCCCAAUUUUUGACAAUUAUAGAUGCUGUUAACAGAAUGCGAACCUUUUAAAAGGGCUGUGUAAAUAUGUGUUCUGUCUCUCAGCAGUAAUCUCAUGUUUCUUUUUGUUUGUUUUUUCCUCUUUUCUGGUGUGUACGAUCACGAUAGCGAUGUCACGUCUAGUUCUUUCCUUUUUUUUUCUUUGACCUCUAACACACUGCCUGAAUGCUUGUGCAUAUCAUCUGCUUAAAAAUGGCACAGCAGCCUUGUCUUUUUUUUAAAAAAGCAGCCUUACAGCAAUGAAACGCCAUUUUUACAUGCCUUAAAACAUUUGCUGUUUUACUUUUUAUCUUCUGUGUAUUUUCACUUCUGCAAUAAAGCACAUAAUUUUUAUUAUGA
Messenger RNA from Dermacentor andersoni, 22111 nucleotides. The record is from RefSeq and is a predicted model, not a curated record. Lineage: Eukaryota; Metazoa; Arthropoda; Arachnida; Ixodida; Ixodidae.